Telopea speciosissima is the source of this 1386-nucleotide messenger RNA. RefSeq names its product fasciclin-like arabinogalactan protein 4. Gene Ontology annotation, biological process: multidimensional cell growth; mucilage biosynthetic process involved in seed coat development; abscisic acid-activated signaling pathway. The record is from RefSeq and is a predicted model, not a curated record. The coding region runs from base 1 to 1269 and encodes 422 amino acids. Gene Ontology annotation, cellular component: plasma membrane. The transcript has a single exon. NCBI's taxonomy places the organism in Eukaryota, Viridiplantae, Streptophyta, Magnoliopsida, Proteales, Proteaceae.
AUGGCUCAAUCCCAUGUCUCUCCACCACAUUUCACACCUCUCUUCGUCUUCCAUUUGUUGCUCUUCCACUUGCUCCACACUCACCCACCCCUCGUGUCGGCAGUUAACAUUACAUCCCUCCUGUGCUCCUUCCCUGAUCUCUCUGACUUCAAUAACCUCCUCACCAGUUCUUCACUCUCUUCCGAGCUCUCUCUCCGCUCCUCCCUCACCCUCCUCGCCGUCCCCAACCGCUUCCUCCGCUCUUCCGGCCUCCUCCACCACACCUCCACCGGCACCACCGUUGCCGACAUCCUCCGCUUCCAUGUCCUUCUUCAAUAUCUCUCCUGGCCAGACUUCCUUCAUGUCCCUCUUAAUGGUAGACUCGUCACCACCCUCUUCCAAACCACUGGCCGCGCCACCGGCAACCUCGGCUCCGUCAACAUCACCCUCAACCCAUCCGACUCCACCGUCUCCGUCGGCUCCACCAACUCCUCCACUACCAUCCUCUCCCUCGUUAAAACUCUCCCUUACAAUGUCUCUAUCUUCACUGUUAAUUCCCUCCUUGUCUCCUCCAGUUUCGAUCUCAUGACAUUUGAGAAUCAACCCCCUGUUGGUCUCAACAUUACCAAGAUCUUAAUAGAUAGCCAUAACUUCAAUGUCGCUGCUUCCAUGCUCACUGCUUCUGGUUUCGUUAAGGAGUUCGAGGACGACGAAGGUGGAGCUGGGAUUACGUUCUUCGUUCCCACUGAUAUGGCUUUCGCUGAUCUUCCCACCAUGGUGACGCUUCAGUCUUUGCCUGCUGACGAGAAAGCUGUCAUCUUGAAGUUUCAUGUACUGCAUUCUUACUACCCUUUGGGUUCGCUAGAAUCUAUAGUUAACCCUGUGCAGCCAACGUUGGCGACGGAGGACAUGGGAGCUGGGAGAUUUACUUUGAAUAUUACGAGGUUUAAUGGUUCACUGGUGAUUGAUACGGGGAUUGUUCAAGCUUCGAUAACGCAGACGGUUUUAGAUCAAAACCCUGUUUCGAUUUUUGCUGUUUCGAGAGUUUUGUUGCCCAGGGAGAUCUUUGGUAACGAAGCCAUGGGGUCUUCGAGGUCCGCCAGUGGAAUGCUCAGAGCUUCGCCUCCGGAGGUGUCGUCUCCACAGGAUUUGCCUUGGUUGAAUAGCCCACCGGCUCAGCUCUCGUCUCCCCCUGAUUUUCGCGAGGAGAUUCGAUCCAGUGCGGCUGUUAUUGAGCUGCGCAAAGCUGUUGCUCUACUCUGUAUACUGUUCAACCACUUGGUCUACUAGUUAUGUAGUAUUUGAUUUAUGUUUUCUCUUAAUAUUAUUUGGUGGUAUAUCAAUUAGGCUUCCUUGGUAUAAUUUGAGAACCAGCGCACCAUUAGUUUUGGGUGGGUGGGGUAGUUU